Messenger RNA from Peniophora sp. CBMAI 1063, 1368 nucleotides. Lineage: Eukaryota; Fungi; Basidiomycota; Agaricomycetes; Russulales; Peniophoraceae. The record is from the annotation of a GenBank genome assembly.
AUGGCUUCUAUCCAUACCCGCUCUCGGUCAUCGCCCGCGUGGGGCGCGGAACCUCAAAGGGCGACGCCGCGCCCUACUCUUGCCCCGAUCAAGACAUGCGAUGACGACCGACGCUGGUCUGCAGUUGUACCCCCACACUCGCGGGCCCUCACCUUUGUCGCGAUCUUCGAUCCCGAGGAGGGCAUGAUCGGCUUUUCUGGUAGCUCUCUGCUCCCUCUCGACCUCAAAGACUUGCCUCGGACGCCAGUGCCCUUCAAGACAUUACCUUCGUUGCCACAGACGCCUGGUUUUCCUCAUGACGACGCAGACUCCCAGACGCUCACUCCCGGCACAAGUACGCCGUCUCAGAGCACACCUGCGCUGUCCAUGGACUCAGCCUCUACACUCCGCGACAUGCAAGCCUUCCUCGACGCAUACCAUGAGGGUGGCACCCACUGGGGAGCGCACGGCGAUGAGCUCAUCCCACGGGGAUUCGAUAAGGAGGUCCCGCGCGCCUCCUCGACCCUCAUGGGGUAUCACAAGCGUACAUCCCAUAGCGCUGUAUGUGAUGGAGAUCUUCGCGAGUCGGGUUGCUACAUGGGCCAUGAGGACGGUUCUUAUGAUGAGCGCUUUGAAGAUAGCGGUUACGCUAGCGCCGGCGAUGAGAACUCUGACGUCCGUGAGAAUUUCGACCGGCCGCAAGUCGACUCGUUCUUCGUCUUGAAUGACGAGUAUCCUUUCAAGUCUGAUAACGAGCGCUCCCAUUUCUCCGUCACCACGACUUCUACUUCGCGCUACGUUCCCAUUGAGUCGCCAGCGACGCCCGAGCCGCCUGCUACUCCACACAGCAUAACCUUCCGACCGCCCGCGCCUCAACCUCGUACACCUGAUAGCGACAGGUACUCUCCCUUCGAGGAUGACGAGGAUGAAGACGGGCUCGACUUUCUGUCUUUCGUGAAACCACGCCCUCAUCUGCCGCAUCACUGGAACAGCUCGCCCCCGCCUACUACCCCUCGCAAGACGAAUAAGCUCUUCAAAACCCGCUCUCACAUUGCCCUUCGCUCGCAUUCAUCGCUGCCUAUUGCUCGGCCUGACGUUGUACUCGCGCGUGACACUUAUAAUCAUGGCGGUCGUGAGGCGCGGGCAACCUCGCCGUCGAGCUACAGCCCGCCGAAACCGCGUCUGACCCGGGUUCUGUCCAAGGGCAUUAUGCGGAUGCGCAAGUUGAGCAAUACCGCGCCAGCGCCUUUACUGCGGCCAAGCAACGAUGUGCGUGUGCUGCAGCCGGGGGAUGAUGUGUACCUGGAGCGACGGAGUGAAGACGCGAACUGGGUGCGCGUAGAUCUGGAAUGGAUUCCUCGAAUUACGCAGUACGACGAAGAAAUAUGA